AUGCUUGGAAAAUGUUUGCCCGAGCCCUGGCAAGCUGCCACACGUUUCGACCCUUGUCAUAUGAGAACGACUCAGUCCUACGUUUGCAGCAAACUGUCCAUUGGGCAUGCUACAAGUCUGAGCUGUGAGUCACCAAAAACAACUACCUUGUGCAUGCCCAGAAACACUGACUUGUCCAGAGAGUUGCGUUUGGAGUUAAGUAUAGUUAAAACAAGCCCCUGGGAUCUCCGUUAUCCAGACUUAUUCCCCAACCCCCCAGAGUCACUCGAGUCCCAGGGUGAACCAGCUUGGUAUUUUUAUCUUGCCGAAAUUGCCCUCCGCCGUCUGAACAACCGAAUCUUGGCGUUCACGGGCACGAUUGGCCGGGAUAGUACUAUGGUGUCUGAUAAGGUCACUGCGAUCCAAGAAUUCGAGCGCCAGGCUCAUAGUUGGGCCAAGUCGCUUCCUACCAGUCUGCGGCCCGCUGUAAGCAAAGAUGAUGACAUGACUUUUCCUGAUAGCGAUAAUGGCUGGUUGCGUUUCAUACUCAGUGGUCAUAUGCUUGAUUGUUUGGAGCUUAUGUACUGGCCUUUCGUUUACGCUGCUACAAACUGCCUGGUGACUGGCAAGCCUGUGUUGGGGAAACUAUCAGGCUUCUGUAUCACUGGGCUGAAGAAGUUCCAGGAUGUUACAACGCUCUAA
Molecule: messenger RNA, 681 nt
Organism: Colletotrichum higginsianum IMI 349063
Lineage: Eukaryota; Fungi; Ascomycota; Sordariomycetes; Glomerellales; Glomerellaceae
Product: C6 zinc finger protein
Exons: 3
Coding region: 1-681 (226 amino acids)
Source: RefSeq, a predicted model, not a curated record